UGGAAAUAAUUUAAAUAUAAAUACAUACAUGAAAAAUAAUGAGAAGAAAGUGAAUUGCUAUCACUGGGAGAUUAACAAUGUUCAGCGGAAUGGAAGACAGAUUAGAAUUGACGGCAACACCAGAAGCCAAAUAUCAAAAGUUGGCUAGCGAAUACUCAAAACUACGAGCGCGUGCCAGUGUACUCAGAAAAGCGGUUUUAGAUGAACAGUCAAAGGGAGACGGCUUACGGGAACAAUUGCGGCAUAGUGAAACGUCACUUCGACGGGCGGAGCAAGAAGUGGACUCUUUGGGUUUUCGAAACAGGCAGUUAGAACAUAGAGUAGCAGUUUUGCAAGAUGAAAUCGCAACGCAUGAAGGGCGCAAUAAACGCGAUAAAUGUAGUAAGGGCGAACCAUUGCAGUCAGCAGAAGGAAGAGUUACUGGAGCUGUUGGAGACUUGGCACAGGAUGCUCUGAUUUUCGAAGAACUUCAAAAGAAAAUAAUGGAAAACGCAGAACUAACCACAAUGAUUGAUGACAAAGAGCGAGAUCUGCAAAUUCAUAACGAACGCAUUGCCAGUUUGGAACAAAUGCUAGAUAAGCGUGUUGCUGAAUUCACAGAGACAGAAAAACGAUUACGUCGUGAAAUGGAAACGCUAGAAAAAAGAAAUUCGGAACUUGAAGCUAAGUUGGUCGAUGCAGUUAGUAUGCUGGGCAGUGAGGAUGCCCUUAGCGUUUCGGGUAGUGAUCACACCCCUUUACAUGUUGCUACCCCACAUCAUCAUCAUCCCUCCGCACUGUCUACAGCCAACGCACAUGCUGUCGCAACAGCCGAUGAACGUAUUUCUUGUCUAGAAAAAGAAAUGGUACACUGGCGUACACAAUACGAAAUGGCGAAAUUAAAACAAACAGUUAUUAUGAAUGACGGAAAUGGAAUCGAAUUAAAAGAUAAUGCAUCAACAACCGUGUCAGCCGCUGCUAUGGAUGCUGCUGUAGCGGAGUAUAAGAACUGCAGCUGUAGCAGUACAGCAGCUGGUUUAGUGGUGAAGCCCAUUUCAGUGGACGACAAAAGCGUACGGGAAUCGAUUAAAGAACCAAUAGUGCCGCCUACGAAAGAACUACUUAUUUAUAACACAUUUAGCCAAAAAUUCGAAGAUCUCCUGAAAGCAAAGUAUUUGGCUGAAUCUCGUAUUUCCUCGUAUGAAAUAGAAGUAGAACAUUUCCAAAUCUGUUUGGAAAAUGCAACACAGGAGUUAAAAGCAAAAGAUGAACAAAUGGGAAGCAUAAAUCAGGCAUUACAAAUGUUAGAGGAAGACUUGGCAACGACACGUGUUAAUUACGAAGAGCAGAUAAGUGUUCUCACGGAACAGGUGAUCAAUUUAAGUGAGCAGUUAGCUGCUUGUAAAUAAUAUAUAUGCAUGUAUUCACCUGUAUGUAUAUACAAGAUACGCCUGUGACAGAAUGCAAACACAAACAGGCUAGUAAAGGCCUUUCAUGGCAAACAAUAAUUGUAAAUUCCUCCAAAGAUGAAUGUCGUGUUUGUUCCGAUAUGCAAAUAUUUAUGAGAACAUCGUUUUGAUUAGCUUAGCAAACCGAAAUUGUUGAAUAUUUAGUGAACUUAUAAUUAA
Molecule: messenger RNA, 1607 nt
Organism: Rhagoletis zephyria (snowberry fruit fly)
Lineage: Eukaryota; Metazoa; Arthropoda; Insecta; Diptera; Tephritidae
Product: protein phosphatase 1 regulatory subunit 21-like
Cellular component (GO): early endosome; membrane
Source: RefSeq, a predicted model, not a curated record